UUGUUCAGAUGAUUAGCUUCAUUUGAAUUGUUACAAGUGAUUGACAGCAGCAUGUGUACUCCAAGUGCCAUUCUAAAUAGUCUAUUUUUGGUAUGUAGGCAUUGAUUGCCCCUCUUGUGUCCUAUCCCCUCUACAUUCCUAUCCUGGGAUUCAUUGCAGUAUUCAGGAGGUUUUCUGUGUCUUUUUUAAUAACCAUGGGUUGCUGCUUCAGUAUGGAAAGAAAUUCGAGCAAACCUAAUGAAAGAACAAGUCUUUUAUAUGCAUCAGAAAAAAAGUUCCUUCAGAGAAGUAUUGAAACAUGACCACAGUACUGUACUUUGCGCUAGAAAAGAUGAAGAGCUAUCUACUUUGGUGAAGAACUGUAAUAAGAGAGGAUGCAUAUGUGCGGACAAGAUUAGUUCCAAGUGUGAAUGCAGCAGAGAUCUUUUGGGGAAUGAGAACAUUACUUGUCAUGAAAGACAGAGUUUAUUCAUUAAGAAACCACAAAUAAACAGUGAAGAAAGCUAUAAGGUGGUUCCAGAAAAACAAGGUUUAAUUUAUAACUUGCUGAAGCUGUGGCAGUAUUUAAGAAAUAACAACGCCGGUUCAGUAACAAAGGCAGUAACAAAAGGCAAGUUUUACAAGGAUAAAUUGGAAUCGUAUGACAAAAUGGAAGAAGAGUUACAUCUGUGUGGUGGUUCUGCAUCAGAAUUUUUACAGUCAAAAGCCUUAAACAGUAUCUCUGUGGAUUGCCUGCUGUCUUUUGAGGACACCAAUGAACCUGGUUUUCCAUCUUCGGAAAUCACCUGCAAGAAUCUGGAAAAUUUAAAUAUGUUUAAAGAAAGAAAAAGAGGCAACCACUGAUAUCAAAUGUGUAACAGCUGCCAAUUUUGAGUUGAAUGGAAUGAAAAAUGAAGCAGGCAAUAUUGGGAUGACAUCUAAAGAUACUGGACAAAGUGAUGUUGAAACUGAGCAAGCAAAGAAUUUGUUUUGUUCUGGUGUUGAUGGGUACAGUGUUGAUAGCAUAAGCCUUCUACAUGAGGAUCGUAGCCAACAUGAUAUUUAUGCAUCAACACCUUCCUAUGAAAUAUAUUGUAAAAAGGAAGCAGGUUUGACUACAUUGGAAGAAAUUGACAUUCCAGUUUCUGAACAUGAAAAAUGCUCUUUUUUCAACAAAGACUUAAAAGUAGGUCUUUUAACUGAGUUUCACUCCAUGUGUGGGGAAGAAUGCAGAUGCUUUAACAACCUGGGUAAAUUUAUUUCAAGUGAGCAGUGUUACUUUAAUAACAUGUGGCAGCACUGUGAUUUAAAUUCUGCUACAGUUAACAUACAACAGACUAACCCAUCUGAUCCAGAUGACCAGCCAAGAGUUUGGAACAAUAUUAGAGUUUUACAGAAAGAUGGAGUAUGGAGUUUUCCACCUAAACAGAGAGAAACUGAAUCAGCAAAAGUUUCUGAACUUAACCCACUUGCGAAAGUAUGGGCGAACCGCGUGCUAAACUUGGAAGAUACAGGCUUUUGCGAUAGCAGUUCACUGAAGACUUGCAAAGUGGUAUCGGCUAAUUCUUCCAACAGUGCUGUUCAAGGGAAUGAAGUCGCCAGUGAUAAAUCCAUAUCAUAUCAGGAGGAUUUGUUUCCUGAGCUACAGGCAUCUCCUGCAAGUCCUCUGUCGAAUUCUGCAGACAUGAAAGCUGUGACUCUGGAAUCCUCAAAUCCUGUGUAUACAGAAUUUGAACCUAUGCAUGACUCUAGUCAGAAAGGUUGCAGUGAUGCACCUGAGACGGAAAGUCAGGAAGAUCUUCGAGAUCAUCUCAAAAAGACACUUGAGUUUUGUUUAUCUCGGGAGAAUCUUGCCAGAGAUAUGUAUCUCAUUUCUCAGAUGGACAGUGACCAAUAUGUGCCAAUAAUGACAGUAGCAAAUCUUGACCAUGUGAAGAAGCUCAGCACGGACAUAGAUUUGAUUGUUGAUAUAUUGAGAUCCUUGCCUUUAGUUCAAGUUGAUGAAAAAGGUGAAAAAGUCAGACCAAACCAGAACCGUUGCAUUGUGAUUUUAAGAGAAGUUCCAGAGUCAACUCCAGUGGAGGAUGUAGAAGCACUUUUCAAGGGAGAGCACCUACCAAAAUUCAUCAAUUGUGAGUUUGCCUACAAUGAUAACUGGUUCAUCACCUUUGAAUCUGAAGCUGAUGCACAACAGGCUUAUAGGUACCUUCGAGAAGAUGUGAAAACGUUUCAGGGAAAACCUAUUAAGGCAAGAAUUAAAGCAAAGGCGAUAGCUAUCAACACUUUUUUGCCAAAGAAUGGCUAUAGACCACUGGAUGUGAACCUCUGUGCUCAACAGAGAUACACUGCCUCCUUCUACAUACCUCCGGUGUACAGUCCUCAGCAGCAGUUUCCAUUAUAUAGUCUAAUAGCACCUCAGACAUGGUCGGCAACGCAUGGUUUUAUAGAUCCACCUUUGGUUGCUCCUUUUCCCAGCACUGGAUUCAUAAACGGAUUCACAACUUCACCUAGUUUCAAACCAGCAUCAUCUCCACUCACUGUUAGACACUACUCUCCAAGGAACCGAAAUCAUAGUAAACCUCACAUUAGGCCUCCUAUGCCAAAUGCAGAUCGUGGACCGGGCCUGCUUGAGAGUCCAACGAUAUUUAAUUUUCCUACUGAACGUCUAUUAAAUGGUGUUCGAAGCCCUCAGACGCGUCCACUUGGGCAAAAUAGGACUCGCCUUCAGAGCACUAUGAGUUACAAGAGAGAUGCUGGAGUUGGACGAAUAGAGCAAAAUAAUACUGAUGGUUCACCCAGCAUUACCAGAGGGAGGAAAAAUGUAUACGGGUAUAGGAAAAAAAGGGAAGACAAAUUUACGAGAUUAACUCAAUCACCUCCACCCCAAAAGCCUCCUUCACCCAGCUUUGAACUUGGUUUGUCGAGUUUUCCUCCUUUGCCUGGUGCUGCAGGCCACUUAAUGAGUGAGGAUAGAUUGUCCAGUACUGUAACAGGGUCUUCAAAGGACAAGAAUGUAAAUGUCGAUGCCAAUACCAACACGGUCCUUUCAGGAAUUCCACAAGAAUCGCCAGUGCCCAGUAUACCAGUGCUGCUGCCAGUGAGUCUUGAGGGGCCCCCUUCAGCACCACCUUCCCCUGACGAAGAAAGUGUCCAGGACAAGCACAAAGACAUACCAGUUCCAGUUGACCAUCUGACUUCUACCAUUACAACUGCAAGUAAAUCUGUUCAGGUGAAUGGUGCAGCUACAGAGUUGAGAAAACCUAGUUAUGCAGAAAUUUGCCAGAGGACAGCAAAAGAUGCUCCACCACUACAACCUGCAAAAGAACUGAAGGUCAACAAUAACAUUGUUAAUGAUGAAAAAAAGUCACUAGAAUCUCCAGGAGAUAAAACUGACUCUAAGCAUAGAGAAAAUCUCUCCUCUAAGACAGCACCAGGACGACCAAGAGAUAUAAAACGACAAUCUGGGCGCCGUUCAUCACCAACAGUGGUACAGGGAGCAGGAAGACGUUACAACAAAGAUCAUGGCACACCUCCAAAAUCUCCUCAGUAAUUUCUGAGGUUUGCAAUGAGCUCAAAAAGGGUUAUCUUUAUCCUAGAGUCACCUUUAAUAGCACAGAAAACAUAAUGCUGGUUCAGGACUUCUAAAGAAAGUAACACUCUUGAUGUGAAAAAUUAUUUUUUACUUUUUUUUAUUUUCUGUUGUCUCCCUAUUAUAACAUCCACUGUCCAUUUGGAGCAGUCUGAUAUCUAUUGUAGCAUGAGUUAAUCUUAAGUAAAAUGUUAGAGUUCAUUAUUCAUAAUCUAGGUUUGCAGAGUGUACUAAAAACACUGAAACCUAUUUUGAUGGAUUUAAUGCUAAGUUUACAGUAGUAACUCGGCUUAACAAAAGAGAAUUCUGAAUGAAUGCUGCAUAAAAAGUGAUGAGCAACUCCUUUCCCUUGAUGGACUUUUACAUGUGUUUAGUUUGCAGAGUACUUAUUUUAUUUGUGAGAUAUUUAACCUGUGAAUCCAUAUUCUUACAGAAGCUGAUAUAGAUGGCACAGAAAUAGAAUCCAUGUUUGCCAAAAUGUUUUUUAAGACCAAGUGCUGGGAAUGAGUGGAAUAUUUUGUCUGGUGAAAGAGUUAUACAGCUCUUUUCUUUUGGCCUCUACUGUAUUUAGAAGAGAUGUAAAAGGCCCACCAUCCCACCAGUCUCCAAUUACCUGUGUGGGCUGCAUUUCUCCAUUGAUUUUUUUUUUAUGUAUUCCUUUAUUUAUUGUAUUUUUCUGUAAUUUUUUUAACAAGAACAUUGCCCUCCCUAUUUCUAAAUUAAGUUUUAUAAAUUGAUUGAAGGGAUGGCAGUACAUUCUUAGGAAGCUGAUAUUCAUGGGCAGAUCCAAGAUUUCUUUAGAAUGUAUAAAACUUUUUUUUCUAUUCCCAAUUAGCAUGCGCAGCAUUAAAAUGAUGCGGGUUUGUUUGUUGUACGUAUCCGUUAUGUCUGUUACUUUAAAUCGCCCAGCAGCCCACUGCACUUUAAAAGUUAAACACUUUUGUGGGCUCAGAAGAGUUUGAGGGAACGUACAGUGUUUUAAACCAAGUGUGCAUAAACGGUUAUUUGUGUUUUAGUUGAUUUCUUUUAAUGAAAUGAGUUAAUGUUUUCUAUUUUUGCCUUUUUAAAUGCAGUCAACUGGACGUCAUUCAACAACAUUUUCACAUAUCUUGAGUUAAAUUAUAUUUUCCUUUUUUAAUUUAGAAAUGCAGAUUUUUUUGGAAUUAUCUGUGCCAGAAAUGCAUUUACUCACCCAGAGUAGAGUAACAUAUAUAAACCUAUGGAUAUUUUUGCUUGUUGUAAAUCUUCUCACAAAUGUAUUUUUCUUUUUGUAUGUACACAUCUGUGCUCUAAUUUGAGUGACUCUUGAGGGAGAAAAGUAACCACAUUUCUCUCUGCAUCUUGUGCCAAGGGCUCCUGAACAGAGUUCACUUCUGUAGUUCUACAGUAUAUCUUGUUGACGUCUUCCUGCUUCAUAAAGCAUCUUCAAAACAGCAACAGUUGAUUUUGAUGCUUGGAAAUAUUACCCAGAUUAGUCAUUUGCUGCAGAAGUAAUGCUAUACUACAUGAUAUUUUUGAUAUAUUCUUUUUUUUUUUCUUUUUUUGCGAUUUAUUUUCUAGAAAGUAACAGACUUAAAUUUCUAAAUUUCGAAGGACUAGAAUGCACUAAGUUUACCAAUCUUUAGUUUGGAUUUGACUUUUUUUGUUAGUAGUGCGCUGUUUAUGUUUAAUUACACAACAAUGCAGUUAACUGAAUGAAAAUACUAUUUAAACUGAUCUUUUGAUUUAUUUUUUUUUUAUUCAGAAGAAAAUUCCAUCCAGUGUUUGAAAACUUGAAUUUUAUUUAAACUUGAAAAUGACUUUGCCUUAACUUUUAUAUAUGACAACAUGGUUUGCUUUUGAACCCUAAAGGGUUACCAAGAGUGGCACAUGUGAAUACCUAGGUAUAUCUGCUGUCAUUGGUAAAAGAUGAAUAAAAAUUAUCAAAUGUCAUAAACAAACUAGAAUUAAAUUGCAUUUUUAGUAUACUAUCUCAGAUUUUUCAGUUUGUUUAAAAAAAAAAA
Messenger RNA from Polypterus senegalus (gray bichir), 5571 nucleotides. It is a transcript of the gene larp4b, whose product is annotated as La ribonucleoprotein 4B. The record is from RefSeq and is a predicted model, not a curated record. Gene Ontology annotation, cellular component: cytoplasmic stress granule; cytosol. The transcript is spliced from 17 exons. Gene Ontology annotation, biological process: positive regulation of translation. Gene Ontology annotation, molecular function: mRNA 3'-UTR binding. NCBI's taxonomy places the organism in Eukaryota, Metazoa, Chordata, Cladistia, Polypteriformes, Polypteridae. The coding region runs from base 884 to 3529 and encodes 881 amino acids.